Rotaria sordida is the source of this 2238-nucleotide messenger RNA. The record is from the annotation of a GenBank genome assembly. NCBI's taxonomy places the organism in Eukaryota, Metazoa, Rotifera, Eurotatoria, Philodinida, Philodinidae.
AUGGAUUAUCGAACAGUUGUUAGUGAAGAGAAUGAUGUUCUCGAAGUACCUGAUCAAACAUUGUCACCAUUUAUAGGAUUUGAAACACAAGACGAUCAAAAUAAUGAUGAAAAACAAUUACGUUGGAGUCAUCAAAAAGAUCUAGAUGAUUUUUUUUCUCGAGUAUAUCAAUAUCAUCAACGACAUGGAUUCUUUUGUAUAGUUCUUUCUGAAAUCUUUGCUCUUGUACAAUUUCUAUUUAUUAUUUCUUUUACUAUUCUUAUUAUUCAAUGUAUCGAUUAUCCACUUCUAUUUCGUUCAACACCAUUAGCAAGAAAUAUAACAGAUAAAAUACAAAUUAGUCAAGUUAUUCAAUCGCCUAAACAAUGUCUUCGAAAUAUGCAUUUAAUAACAUCAUUAUGUUUAAUACUUUCAAUUAUUUAUUGGAUUUAUCGUUUGUCACGUGCUAUUUAUAAUAUUCAGUCAUAUUUUAAUAUUCGAGCAUUCUAUACUCAAGCUUUAGAUAUAAAACCAAGUGAUCUACCAAAUAUGACAUGGCAUGAAGUACAACAACGAUUAAUUAUCGCACAACGAACAUAUCAUUUAUGUAUACAUAAAUCAGAUUUAACAGAAUUAGAUAUUCAUAAUCGAUUAUUACGUUUUAAAAAUUAUGAAGUAGCACUAGUGAACAAAGGUAUUUUACCACCGAGAAUAAAUUUACCGAUAUUGGGUGAUAUCAUUUCGUUUACAACUGGUUUGAAAUUUAAUCUACGUUUAAUUCUAUUUUGGGGUCCAUAUGCACCAUUUGAUCAACGAUGGCAUCUACAACAAGAAUAUAAAGUUCAUAGUCAACGUGAAGUGCUAGCUAAACAAUUAUCACGCUUUAUUCUUCUCUAUGGUCUUGCUAAUCUUCUUCUUUCACCAUUUAUAUUUAUUUGGCAAGUAUUAAAUUUAUUCUAUGGUUACACUGAACUUGUUCGACGUGAACCAGGUGUAUUAGGUAGUCGUCGUUGGAGUAAUUAUGGUCGACUUUAUUUACGACAUUUUAAUGAACUUGAUCAUUCACUUAAUCAACGAUUGAAUCGUGGUUAUAAACCAGCAGUAACUUAUAUGUCUUCAUUUGUUAAUUACAGUAUCAUUGAAACAGCAAAAUUUGUUAGUUUUACAACUGGUGCUAUAUUAGCUGUUUUAAUUUUAUUAACAAUUUAUGAUGAAGAUGUACUUAAUGUUGAACAUAUGUUAACAUUAAUUACUGGUCUCGGUGUUUUACUUGGUAUUUGUCGAUCGUUAAUACCUGAUGAAAAUACUGUUUUUGAUCCUGAACAAAUGUUACAACUUGUUCUUGCACAUGUUCAUUAUCAACCUGAUUCAUGGAAAGAUCAUGCACAUACAGAUUAUGUUCAAGCUGAAUUUGGACAAAUGUUUCAAUUAAAAUAUGUUUAUUUUCUUGAAGAACUUUUAAGUCCAUUUAUAACACCAAUUAUUUUAUGUAUUCAAUUACGUCGAAAAUCUUUACAAAUUAUUGAUUUUUUAAGAAAUUAUACAAUUGAUGUUCAAGGUGUUGGAGAUGUUUGUAGUUUUGCUCAAUUAGAUAUAGGAAAACAUGGAGAUUUGAAAUGGUUUGCACCAGUACGUGCAAAACCUGAAAAUGAUACUGGAAUAAUGAAUGAUGGAAAACUUGAAUUAUCAUUAAUGCAUUUUCAUCAUACAAAUCCUAAAUGGCAAAUGCCCAAACAAUGUGAAAUUUAUCUAGAAAAAAUACAAGAACGAGCUAUGGAAAGUAUGCAAACAUCAUCAAUUCUUCAACAAUCACUUAAUCAAAUGCAAAGUUUAAACGUACAAAGAAGCUUUUACAGUGAUCCAACAUCUGCAUCAUCCAUAUCUAAUCGUUCAGUAAUACCAAAACCAUUAAGCAAUUCAAAUACAUAUACUCAUUUUGCUCCAUUAACACAUACAACAACUAGCCUUUCAAUGCAACAACAAUCUCCUUCAAUAAUACAAAGUGGUGCAUCCAAAGCUGAUUUACCUUAUAAAAACUUAGCACCAUUUGGUGUUCUUUCAAAAAUUCAUACGCAAAUGUUUGGUUUAUCAGAUUCAAAUUAUUUAUCUGCUCCAUUACAAGGUUUACCAGGUGCUGCUCAAUUAGAUAUGAAUGUAUCUUGUUUAUUUAUGCAUGAAUUACGACAUAAAUAUAAACAUGGUGAAUAUGAAGAAUUAGAACAUAUCAAUGAAGAUCAAGAUGAUGAAACAAAGUGUUAA